This is a messenger RNA of Drosophila serrata, 1008 nucleotides long. It is a transcript of the gene DIP-lambda, whose product is annotated as Dpr-interacting protein lambda. NCBI's taxonomy places the organism in Eukaryota, Metazoa, Arthropoda, Insecta, Diptera, Drosophilidae. Gene Ontology annotation, cellular component: neuron projection. The record is from RefSeq and is a predicted model, not a curated record.
AUGACUUCCUUGGCCGCUGCGGUCACAGGCCCGUCAACCGUGAGCGGUUCCCGCCUUGGCCGACAAGCCGGUCACGGUGAUCCGGAUGAUAUCGGUCCAGAAUUUUUAGCACACUUAACAAACAUAACAGUACCCCAAGGAAGGGACAUAUCAUUUACUUGUGUGGUUGACAACUUAGGCCAAUAUCGGGUGGCAUGGAUUAAAUCUGAUUCGAAAGCAAUACUUGGCAUACACACACAUAUGGUCUCACUAAAUCCAAGAUUAUCUGUGACACACAACGGCCACAACACCUGGAAACUUCACAUAUCUCGUGUACAAAUAAACGACUCCGGCAGCUACAUGUGCCAAGUUAAUACAGAUCCCAUGAAAAGCCUUUCUGGACAUUUAGACGUUGUUGUACCACCAGAUAUUAUGAACCACCGAGAAAAUAACCAAGAGGAAGGAGUAAGCACAGAAGGCGGCAGCAUAUCACUAAUAUGCAGUGCGACCGGUGUUCCAGAACCAAAAGUACAGUGGCGAAGGGAAGAUGGAAAGGACAUUAUACUUCGAGCGGAAAAUAGAGAUAAACAAGCUUUUAAGUACAUAGAAGGAGAACGCCUUACACUGACUAAUGUUCAUCGAAGCGAUAUCGGUGGCUAUAACUGCAUUGCAUCUAAUGGAGUACCACCAUCUGUGAGCAAACGUUUUGACGUGCAUGUGAAUUUUCCCCCAGCAAUAAAGGCAUUUAAUCAAUUGGUAGGUGCGCCUUUGGAUAGAGAAGUGACUUUAGAAUGCAUUGUGGAGGUAUAUCCCAAGCCUCUAAAUGGCUGGUUUCGCAAUGAAGGCAACAUCAAACUCCAUAAUGGAAGUAAAUAUAAUAUAACAGAAACAAUGAUUAGCCAGUACUCAUGGCACCUUAAUCUGACUAUAAGGCAUCUGACAAAAUCCGACUUUGGAGCUUACAGCUGCUCAAGCGUUAAUGCCCUUGGAAAAAGUGAAACGCGCAUUCGUUUACAAGGUACUGAAUAG